Molecule: messenger RNA, 1793 nt
Organism: Musa acuminata subsp. malaccensis (wild Malaysian banana)
Lineage: Eukaryota; Viridiplantae; Streptophyta; Magnoliopsida; Zingiberales; Musaceae
Source: RefSeq, a predicted model, not a curated record
GCCAAUCAUGCAAGAAGGUAUCUUUUCCCUCAUCUCCAUGCUCCACACACUGCCGCUUGGCUCGUACAGUGCGAGAUCGCUGCCAUCCUUCGGCCCCCGUAUCCGAAGCCGACGGCCAGAUGGCGAGCGGCCAAGACCUCCUCCGCCGACCCUACGCCGACGAGGAGGACCCGGCCAUCCGCCACCGCGCAAUCCCCGACGACGCCGCUCCGCCGACCAGCGGAGAGAAGACCCGCCCGGCCCGGUCGAAGCGCGUCGCGUCGCUCGACGUCUUCCGCGGCCUCACUGUAGCGUUGAUGAUCCUGGUGGACGGAGCCGGUGGCGAAUGGCCGGUGAUCGGACACGCGCCGUGGAAUGGGUGCAACCUCGCCGACUUCGUGAUGCCCUUCUUCCUCUUCAUCGUUGGGAUGGCCAUCCCUCUUUCCCUCAAGAGGAUCCCGAGCCGGGCGCGGGCUUUGAGGAGAGUGAUGGUUCGGACGCUCAAACUGCUGUUUUGGGGCAUCAUCUUGCAAGGUGGAUAUUCUCAUGCUCCUGACAAGCUCACUUAUGGAGUUGACAUGAAACAAAUUAGAUGGUGUGGUAUCCUCCAGCGAAUAGCUCUUGCAUAUAUGGUAGUAGCAGUCCUCGAAAUUUUGACUAAGGAUACCAAAUUUGAGGAUCAGUCAACUACAAGUUGUUCUCUAUUUAAGUUGUACUGCUGGCAAUGGUUAUUUGGCGCAUGUGUUCUUGCGAUCUACUUCGCAGUAAUUUAUGGGACAUAUGUUCCUGACUGGGAAUUUACAGUGCAUGAUAGUGAUAGCCAAGAUUAUGGAAAGGGCUUCAAGGUAAUUUGUGGUACCAGAGGAAGCUUGGACCCUCCUUGCAAUGCUGUAGGUUAUGUUGAUCGACAAGUACUGGGGAUCAACCAUAUGUAUCGCGGACCGGCUUGGAAAAGAUCCAAGGCUUGCACUUAUGGUUCACCCCAUGCGGGACCUUUACGAAAUGAUGCUCCAGCAUGGUGCCAAUCACCAUUUGAACCCGAAGGGAUUGUGAGCUCAAUCUCUGCCAUUCUGUCCACUAUCAUUGGAGUACACUUCGGCCAUGUGCUUGUGCAUAUGAAGAGUCAUCUUAAUAGACUAAAACAGUGGAUUUCAAUUGGAAUAUCUCUCCUUGUGUUUGGAAUUAUUUUGCAUUUUACACAUGCAAUUCCACUGAACAAGCAGCUCUAUAGUUUCAGCUAUGUUUGUGUCACAGCUGGGGCAGCAGCAAUUGUUUUCUCCAUCUUCUAUUUUCUGGUUGAUAUUUUGGGUCUGCGUAAUUUAUUUCGACCAUUGGAAUGGAUUGGGAUGAAUGCAAUGCUUGUCUUUGUAAUGGCUGCAGAGGGCAUAUUUGAAGGAUUUCUCAAUGGGUGGUACUAUGAGAGCACUAAUAACACAUUGGUUUAUUGGAUUCAAAAGCACAUUUUCAUCCAAGUGUGGCACUCAAGAAGAGUGGGUAUUCUUCUUUAUGUUGUAUUUGCUCAGAUCUUGUUUUGGGGGCUAGUAGCGGGUAUUUUGCAUCGGUUGGGCAUCUAUUGGAAACUAUAAAGAUUGAAAUGUGGCUAUAAAGAUUGAAAUCCUUCCCUGUCCUUGAUUUGUGUACAAGUGUGUAAAGAAGUCUGCAGGUUAUAGAUGAGGGAAGAGAUUCAUGUAGCCAUCUCCAAGUUAUUAGGACUUGGAGAAGGCCUUGUUGAUGUUGUUGUGAAGUAAAUGAUGUAAGUUUGUAUUUGAAUGGUUCAAAGUUUUAAUCAAUGCAAUGCACUUCAAUAGGCAAAA